Boleophthalmus pectinirostris (great blue-spotted mudskipper) is the source of this 1246-nucleotide messenger RNA. It is a transcript of the gene timm17a, whose product is annotated as translocase of inner mitochondrial membrane 17 homolog A (yeast). Gene Ontology annotation, biological process: protein import into mitochondrial matrix. The coding region runs from base 33 to 539 and encodes 168 amino acids. The transcript has 6 exons. The record is from RefSeq and is a predicted model, not a curated record. Gene Ontology annotation, molecular function: transmembrane protein transporter activity. Lineage: Eukaryota; Metazoa; Chordata; Actinopteri; Gobiiformes; Gobiidae. Gene Ontology annotation, cellular component: TIM23 mitochondrial import inner membrane translocase complex; mitochondrial inner membrane.
AGUUACGUCAGAGGGAACGUUCAAGGAACAAAAUGGAGGAGUAUGCCAGAGAGCCUUGUCCCUGGAGGAUUGUGGAUGACUGUGGAGGCGCAUUCACAAUGGGUGCUAUUGGUGGAGGCAUUUUUCAGGCUGUUAAAGGCUUCAGAAAUUCACCCUCUGGAAUGGGCCAUAGAAUGAGAGGGAGUUUGACAGCAAUCAAAACUAGAGCGCCGCAGCUUGGAGGAAGCUUUGCAGUCUGGGGAGGCCUGUUCUCGAUGAUCGAUUGUGGUUUAGUAAAAGUACGGGGCAAAGAAGAUCCCUGGAACUCUAUCACAAGUGGAGCCAUGACUGGAGCUAUCCUUGCUGCAAGAAAUGGACCUGUGGCCAUGUUUGGCUCUGCAGCAAUGGGUGGCAUCCUCUUGGCGUUGAUAGAGGGCGCUGGUAUUCUACUAACUAGAUUUGCUUCUUCACAAUUCCCAACUGGCCCCCAGUUUGCCGAAGAGCCAGGCCCUGCUCCAAUGGGAUCUCCCUCUUUUGGAGACUACAGACAGUAUCAAUGAGAGAACACACUUGUUUUUUUAAUUCCUUGCUGAAGUUAGCACCAAUGAAUGGAGAUGGAGACCACAUCACUCGUCACACAAACUGUGUCAAAGAUGUAAAUGGACAGUAAACAUCUUCAUUUAACUGCCUUCUGCCAUUUCAGCCUAGUCAUCUGCAUUGUUUUCACUACAAUAUGAGAUGUGAGGGAAUUGCUUGUUUUGGCUUGUGGCAAGACACUUUUUUUUCCCCUGACAGACCUUGAAUGUGGUAGGUUCUAAAAUAACACAACACCUGCUGUGUAGUGACUGAUGGGAACAAUGCAGAUUAUAAACAAUGUUUAUAUCUUCUAUACAUAAAACCCCUCAUUUUCUCCUCAGUCUUUUAUUUUCCACAAGUGUAAAUUGCUUGGACUGGUCAUCCAGAUUUUUUUUUUAAUUUUCUUUUUUUGUUUGUUUGUUUCUCCAGUUUACCUCUAUCCAAGCUAUAAGUACCCUGGCUAUUGCAGAUUUUUUAAAUUGAUUUAUUUAUUCUAUAAUGUAUGAGCCAUGCUAUCACAUUUAAAGUGUGAUUUCCAGAAAAGAAGAAAAGUCAAAAAUUUGAAAAUGACAACCAACGGCAUUGGCAGAUGGACAGGAUUAACAGAAGCGAGGGGUUGUUAAUACUAAUUUAUAUCUGUAUGACAGAUUAUUGUACAUUCAACAAAACAAUAAAAUAUCCAACAACGUCA